Messenger RNA from Mugil cephalus (flathead mullet), 1475 nucleotides. It is a transcript of the gene tekt1, whose product is annotated as tektin 1. The record is from RefSeq and is a predicted model, not a curated record. Gene Ontology annotation, cellular component: microtubule cytoskeleton; nucleus. The transcript has 8 exons. Gene Ontology annotation, biological process: cilium assembly; cilium movement involved in cell motility. NCBI's taxonomy places the organism in Eukaryota, Metazoa, Chordata, Actinopteri, Mugiliformes, Mugilidae. The coding region runs from base 191 to 1390 and encodes 399 amino acids.
UCUUUUAAAAUGCUGAGUCAUAGAAGCGUCACUGGAGCGUCCGACGCCGCGUUGCCACAGUAACCGUUUGUUUCUCUACAUGGACACUUCAGCCAGAGGCAGAGGACGUGAAGACUGAAAUAGUUUGUUGGCUUCAGCCUUACGGAACAAGGUCUUCCUUCCUGCCUAUACUGACUGCUAGUGGAAAACAAUGAGAAUAGUGUCUGUCCUGGACCACAGCCCCCAGCAGGGUGGUGGGGCCAGUCUGGUCAAUAUCGAGGUCAUGUUGAACCACUCUGAGCUCUUCAGAGCAGAGUGCAAGAGGCUAAUCAUGGAGACAGAUAAAGCAUGCAAACGCAUGCAGGACAAUGACAACAAGCAACUUGAUCAGCGGGUUAGAGACAUCCAGUUUCUGAAGAAGGAGCUGGAGUUGAAGCUGGAGGAGAUUACUCUUGAGAUUGAUGUCCUCAUUGCCUUACACAACAGAGUGGUGAAGGCCCUGGAGGCGAGCAAAGAGCCUCUGAGGGUGACCAUCCUCUGUCUGGAGGAGAGAAUGAAACGUUCCCCUUCUGAGAGGCUGCACGACGAGGUGGACAUAGAGCUGAUGAGGGAGAGGGAGGUUAUUGAGGGAGUGGCUUCCCUCUUGCAGCAUGUGGUAGAGCAGAUAACUGAGCAGAUACGACUGAACCGAUCUGCUAAGUACCAUUUAGAGCAGGAUCUGAAGGAGAAAUUUGAUGCUCAGUGUAUUGACAACUCCUGCGCAAUAAUGACCACUCAUUCCAUCAACAACCUCCACGGGUUGAAAAACAAGAACACUGCUUCGCCAAGCUUGACACUGACUCCCAAGCAGUGGGAGAGCAUGUCAGAAAUCAACAUUGCCAAGGCGGAGCACCAGAAGACCAACUCCAUGUCCUUGCGGGCUCUGGUGGAGUCUGUUCUGGGACAGACAGCUGCUGACAUGCAGAAGCAGAUUCAGGCUACAACCACAGCCUUCCAGCUCAACAUCCAGGAAAUCAGGACAGCUAAAAGCCAGAUGGAGGAUAAAAUGCCCAAGGUUCUAUUAGAGAUCACCAGCCAGCAGAGGAUCAGAGAGGACCUCCAACUGGCCGUCACGGAGAAUGAGCAUUUUCUUAGCUUGGCCCAGGCCCGUCUGGCCUUGCGCCGCCAGCGGCCUGGCAAAGAGCAAUGCCACGAUCCAGCACAGUCCCAGCUCCUGGCUGAGGUCCAGCAGAUCACCGCUCACAUCAGCAAGCUGCGUGAGGAAGUGGCCCAGUCAGAGGAGGAGCAGAGGGCCCUGGUUCGCUGUCAGCUGAAGCUGCAGGAAAGCAUCGAUACCAAGGCCAGCUCUCUCUACAUUGAUGAGGUCAUCUGCACCCAGCACAGGGAGCCCAUUGUCAUACAUAACUUCUGAGCAAUCGGCAACAGGAAAGAGCUGUGUAUUUAGUAUUUAUAUCAAAACCGCAGUCCUAUAAAAUAUAUUUAUCCACAGAGUUUCA